Macroventuria anomochaeta is the source of this 1765-nucleotide messenger RNA. RefSeq names its product cystathionine beta-lyase-like protein. Gene Ontology annotation, cellular component: cytoplasm. Gene Ontology annotation, molecular function: pyridoxal phosphate binding. Bases 230 to 1564 code for a protein of 444 amino acids. Lineage: Eukaryota; Fungi; Ascomycota; Dothideomycetes; Pleosporales; Didymellaceae. Gene Ontology annotation, biological process: transsulfuration; 'de novo' L-methionine biosynthetic process. The transcript is spliced from 3 exons. The record is from RefSeq and is a predicted model, not a curated record.
CGUACCUUGCAGGAUGACUUGGACUUUUGCUACUUCUUAAUGUACCCUUCGUGUUUCCUAUCCUCAACUCUACAAUUCCCAGACAUUUCAAAAAAUCUGCGUUGCUGAGCGGCGAAUUGAAUUUCAUUGCAUCACUACCGAUAGCGGAGUUGAAUACACGACUGAGUAGCGGACCGCCACAGCUCGAUUCGAAGACAGUCCAUCCCUCGGACGCACAACAAGAGCAACAAUGGCUGGCGAAAGCUCCAAGAGCAAGGGUCCGGUUCUUGAUAUUGACGGCCACAACCUGCCUCCCUCGCCGGCACCAAGCACACCCCGCAGUACAGGCAGAAAGUACGCUCUUGCAACAGAGCUUGUCUACACCGAAAGCACCGAUCAGUACAAUGCCAGCUCCGUCCCAAUUUACCAGUCUGCAACCUUCAAGCAGACCUCGGCGAGCGGCGGCGGCGGCGAAUAUGACUACACGCGCUCCGGCAACCCUACACGAACCCACCUCGAGCGACACCUGGCCAAGAUCAUGAGCGCGAACCGUGCACUCGUCGUCGGCUCCGGUAUGGGCGCUCUUGACGUCAUCACACGCCUGCUGCGACCCGGCGACGAGGUCGUAACCGGCGACGACCUGUACGGUGGCACAAACAGACUGCUCAAGUACCUCUCCACCCACGGCGGCAUCAUCGUGCACCAUGUAGACACUACAAACCCCGAGGCUGUGAGCAAGGUCGUCAGCAGCAAGACAUCCCUGGUCCUGCUCGAGACGCCUACCAACCCUCUGAUCAAGAUCUGCGACAUCCCCACCAUCGCACGCAGCGCCCACGAGGCAAACCCUGCUGCUAUCGUCUGCGUAGACAACACCAUGAUGUCGCCCAUGCUGAUGAACCCGCUCGACCUCGGCGCAGACAUCGUCUACGAAUCCGGCACAAAGUACCUGUCCGGGCACCACGACCUCAUGGCUGGCGUCAUCGCCAUCAACGACUCCGCGCUGAGCGACAGACUGUACUUCACCAUCAACGCAUCUGGCUGCGGUCUCUCGCCGUUCGACUCCUGGCUGCUUCUCCGUGGCGUCAAAACCCUGGGAGUGCGCAUGGAAAAGCAGCAGGCGAACACCAUGCGCAUCGCCACGUUCCUCGAGAACCACGGUUUCAAGGUGCGCUACCCGGGUCUGAAGUCGCAUCCCCAGUAUGAUUUGCACUGGAGUAUGGCGCGCGGGGCGGGUGCCGUGCUCUCCUUCGAGACGGGCGAUGUCACCGUGUCUGAGCGCAUUGUUGAGAGCGCGAAGCUCUGGGCCAUCAGCGUGAGCUUUGGUUGCGUGAACUCACUUAUCAGUAUGCCGUGCCGUAUGAGCCAUGCUUCCAUUGAUGAGAAGACGAGGAGGGAGAGGAAUAUGCCUGAGGAUAUUAUUAGGCUGUGUGUUGGGAUUGAGGAUGCUGAUGAUUUGAUUGAUGAUUUGAGCCGCGCACUUGUACAAGCCGGCGCCGUGAACAUCACAACCGAAGGCUUCAGCGCCUUGAGCCUGUCCUCCGCCGCUGAGGACCUGCCUCCUGUCGCACCUGCCACCGAAGACUAAAUCACCCCUCGACUCUCACACUUAAAGUCACCGCUGUCCUGCCCUGCAUGGGUAGGUUAACGUGAUGCACCACCCCUAAGCCGCCUCUGUCACCCUUCCUCUCCUCGGAACAGGAAGCGUGUUAACGUGGUAUUGUUCGACCGUUGUUGUAUUGGGUCGUAUAUAGCAAGCGGGAGUUUUCGUUUAGAAAGGACCUUCUUG